Messenger RNA from Drosophila willistoni, 1887 nucleotides. RefSeq names its product protein vestigial (gene vg). Gene Ontology annotation, biological process: regulation of transcription by RNA polymerase II. The transcript has 7 exons. The coding region runs from base 455 to 1810 and encodes 451 amino acids. Lineage: Eukaryota; Metazoa; Arthropoda; Insecta; Diptera; Drosophilidae. Gene Ontology annotation, cellular component: nucleus. The record is from RefSeq and is a predicted model, not a curated record.
GAUGGUGUUUUACAAUAUGUAAAUAUAAUUAGUCGAGCGGAGUUUUCAUUCCAGGAAUUCGCCAUAAUACAACAACAAACGAAAAAAAAAACAUCUCACACACACACAUACAUACAUACUGAAACGAUUCGUGUUUAAAAGCCGGUUUACUGCAAUUAUAGCAACAUAUAUAGAUAUAUACAGAGAUAUAUAUGUAUUCCUCAACUCAAUUCAAUGUCUAAAAACCAGGCCUAGGCCUAAAAGAAGGAGUGAAAGAGAGAGAGAGAUAGAUAAACGGAGUAGGUCGAGAAGGUAGUGAGUGAACAAGAAAAAAGUUAAAAAUUAUUUCCUCAAGGAAAACUGUGAUUAUCAUUUAUUCGAGUGCAUAAUUCCCUCUGUGUACCAGUGUCUGUGUGUGAGUGCAUAGUGUUAUUGCAAAUUUUUAAAGGGCAAUUGCAAUUCGGCGAUUGCGACGAUGGCAGUGUCCUGCCCUGAAGUUAUGUACGGUGCCUAUUAUCCAUAUCUAUAUGGGCGCGCUGGACCAAGUCGUUCGUUUUAUCAAUAUGAAAGGUUCAAUCAGGAUUUGUAUUCAUCAUCGGGUGUCCAAUUGGCCGCCUCAUCCAGCGCCUCUGGUAGCUCUCAUUCACCCUGCAGUCCCAUUCUACCGCCUUCGGUGAGCGCCAAUGCUGCAGCAGCAGCUGUUGCCGCCGCUGCACAUAAUUCGGCGGCGGCAGCUGUUGCUGCUGUGGCAAAUCAGGCCAGUUCAUCCAGUUUGCAAUUGGGUGGCGGCAAUGGAGGUGGUGGAGGUGGCAAUGGCGGUGUGGGUGUUGGUUGUCUCGGCGGUCCAAUUGGCCUAAGCAGCGGUAGUGGUUCCAUGGGCAGCCAAGUGGUUCCUGGCAGCAGCAGUAGUGUGGGCAGUGCUGCUGGCCUGGGCAUGAGUCCAGUAGGACUCAGUGGACCCGCCGGACAUUCGUUACACAGUCGCACACAUGCCCAUCAAACGCAUCAAACCAAAGAAGAGGAUCUCAUCGUGCCACGCAGCGAAGCUGAGGCACGAUUGGUGGGCUCUCAACAGCAUCAGCAUCACAAUGAAUCAUCCUGCUCCUCUGGUCCCGACUCACCGCGUCACCCGCACUCGCAUUCGCAUGCGCUUCACGGGGGCGGCGGCAAUCCAUCAGCGGGUGGGGCCUCAUCAACGGGAGUGGGCUCGGCAACUGGCGCCAUGUCUAAGGAGCUGCCAUUGGAUGCCACAAGCAAUAGUGGUGGCGGUGCUGGCGGCGGUGGCAAUAGUCAAGGUCGAGCUCAAUAUCUAUCGGCCACCUGCGUUGUAUUCACCAAUUAUUCAGGUGAUACGGCAAGUGUGGUCGAUGAGCAUUUCUCCCGUGCCCUCAACUACAACAACAAGGAUGCAAAAGAAAGCAACAGCCCCAUGUCGACUCGCAAUUUCCCACCAUCGUUCUGGAACAGCAAUUAUGUGCAUCCCAUACCCGCGCCCACACAUCCACAGGUUAGCGACUUGUAUGGGUCGGCAACUGACACUGGAUAUGCCACCGAUCCGUGGGUGCCGCAUGCGGCAGCUGCCCACUAUGGUUCCUAUGCCCAUGCAGCGCAUGCGCACGCGGCCCACGCACAUGCCUAUCAUCACAAUAUGGCCCAAUAUGGUAGCCUCCUUCGACUGCCGCAGCAAUACAGUCAUGCUGGCUCAAGAUUACAUCAUGACCAGCAGACGGCACAUGCAUUGGAGAGUGCGGCAGCCUACUCGAGUUAUCCAACAAUGGCAGGUCUGGAAGCUCAAGUACAGGAAUCAUCAAAGGAUCUUUAUUGGUUCUAAGCGGCUACCUUUUAUUGUGUGUGGGCAAAAUUUGUAUAAAACUCUAUAUCUACUAUAUGUCCCCCAUCUCCUACACA